Amaranthus tricolor (Joseph's coat) is the source of this 2611-nucleotide messenger RNA. Its product is annotated as general transcription and DNA repair factor IIH subunit TFB1-1-like. Bases 313 to 2130 code for a protein of 605 amino acids. The record is from RefSeq and is a predicted model, not a curated record. Gene Ontology annotation, cellular component: transcription factor TFIIH core complex; transcription factor TFIIH holo complex. Gene Ontology annotation, biological process: transcription by RNA polymerase I; nucleotide-excision repair; transcription by RNA polymerase II. Lineage: Eukaryota; Viridiplantae; Streptophyta; Magnoliopsida; Caryophyllales; Amaranthaceae. The transcript is spliced from 20 exons.
GAAAAAAGACCCAAACCUCUGAAACAUUGACCAUCCCUACGCCGACUAAUUUGGUUUCCAGUUUCUGGCUUAGUGCCAACGCCAGUCUGUUUUUACCAAGUCCCGAAGCACAAUCUUUUUUCUUUCAUUCAUCGUCUUGGAUUGCCCAAUUUCUCCCUAUCAAACUGCUUAAUUCAUCUUUAAAUCACCCGUAUUUAUUUACUUUCAUCAGUUAACCCCUUUAUUUAUUUUUGUUUUGAUUUAUAAUACUUAAUUCAAUUUAGGAAGGUUCCAAAUUAGAUUGAUCGAUUAGGUUCUCAGUUCAAUUACAGAAUGGGAUCAAGUGGGGCGACGGUGGUGAUGCGUGCUAAGUAUAAAACUACUCCUAAAGGUGCUGGAGUUCCUGGGGUUUUGAAGAUGACUGUGGAUGAAUUUUUAUUUGCCCCUCAUGAUCCCUCUUCUGGAACUAAGCUUCGAGUUCCUUUCCAUUCCAUUAAAGCACAUAGAUUCACCAAAGAAGGAGCAUCUAAACAAAUCUUACUUAAUUUGCUGAAGAAGGGUGAAGGAGGAUAUAUCUUUGAAUUUGACAACUUCAAGGAUAGAGAUAUUUGUCGGGAUUUUGCAGGCAAGGUAAUUGAGAAGCCCCCUGAAACCCCCAAGGAGAACCCCUCAAAUGUUUCUAAAAAGGAUUUUGAAGAACCUGCUCUUCUAAGUACAGCGGAGAUGGAGCGACGAAUAAAGCUUUUGCAAGAAGAUAGUGAGCUGGGAAAGCUUCAUAAACAGUUGGUUUUUGGCCGAAUCUUGACCGAGGAUGAAUUUUGGGCAACUAGAAAGAAAUUAUUAGAUGGCGGAAAUAAUAGAUCCAUGACUCAACGAGUUGGAUUUAAAAGUGCUAUGAUUUCAGGCAUCAAGCCACUUACUGACGGCCGGACAAAUAAAGUUACAUUUAGCCUGACUCCAGAAAUCAUACAUCAGAUUUUUGCUGAGAAACCAGCGGUUCAUCAGGCUUUUCUGAAUUAUGUGCCAAAGAAGAUGUCAGAGAAAGACUUUUGGACCAAAUACUGUAGAGCAGAAUAUCUUCACAGCACCAAGAAUGCGAUUGCUGCUGCUGCAGAGGCUGCUGAAGAUGAGGAGCUUGCUGUGUUCUUAAAGCAGGAUGAUAUACUAGCAAAUGAAGCUCGUAGAAAGAUUAGAAAGGUUGACCCUACCUUAGACAUGGAAGCUGAUCUUGGGGAUGAUUACACGCACCUUCCGGAUCAUGGUAUCCCUCGUGAUGGAAAUAAGGAAGUCUCUGAGUCCCAGACGCAAUAUGACCAAUACAAGAGAAAUCUUUUGCAAGAUCUUAAUCGGCAUGCUGCUGUAGUCCUCGAGGGAAGGACUCUAGAUGUGGAGAUAGGGGACACUCGGACCGUUGCAUUGGCACUUGCCAAGUCAAAGCAAGUGGAAUUGACUAAUGAUGCAUCUGAGAUGAACAAUAACGUGGAGCGGUUGAAUAGAGUCUCUAGGAUGACGGAGAUUGAGGAUCUGCAAGCUCCUCGUGAGCCCUCUGUUGCGCCACUUUGCAUAAAGGAUCCUAGAGAUUAUUUCUACUCACAACAAGCCAAUGCGUUGAAAACUCUAGGAGACAGUACAGUUAGAUCUGUAAAUUGUCAUGUUAGUUCCCAGGAAGCUUAUAGUUGUAUGAGGCAAUCCAUCUUGAAUAUUAAGUCUGUGGGACUUAAAUCAUCCAUCAUCAAAGCUGAAGUUGCUUUUAAGGUUCUGAACAGUUUGACGCAUAAUAUAUCUAGUACGAAGUAUAAUCUUGGGACAAGUAAUCGGGAAACUGUUUUGGAUAGAUUGCCCAGCAGGACGAAGGAAAAUUUGUUAAAUCAUUGGACAUCUAUUCAGGAGUUGCUAAAGCACUUCUGGUCAUCAUAUCCGAUUACUACACAACAUCUUUCUAUAAAGAUUAAUAGACUGAAAGAUGCAAUGGCUCAGAUAUAUCCACAACUACAGGAAAUCAAAGAGUCUGUGCAGUCAGAUCUCAGACAUCAAGUCUCCCUCCUGGUUCAGCCAAUGGUCCAGGCUUUGGAUGCUGCAUUCGCACAUUAUGAUGCAGACUUACAAAAGAGAAUGGCAAAGAGUGCAUUAAAGCCGAAUGGAAUUGUUUAACGAUUUAUCGUUCUUCCAUUGUUUCUGUUUACAACAUUCUUUUCAGCAAGUUUCUUCAACAAUUUUGGUGGGGCAACCGCAACAAUAUGUAGAUACUUGGUUUGCUUUGGCAUUCCUGUAUACAAGAAAUUUCUGAUUGUGAGAUCAAUAGUCUAUAUGGUUAAGAGAAAAAAUUUUGUGCAAGAAAAAGAAGUUGGAUGUUCUUCAACUGAACCUGUUACAACGGAAAAAUCCUCUCAAUUUGCAAGAAUUGUACGAGUUUGAUUGUUUUUUAUUUCACUUUGUUGGUGUUGCUCUUUAUGCAAUAUUUUCAAUGAUAAUAUUGAGCAGGAAAUUUUCGAUGAAGUAAAGUGCAAUAUUGUUUGAUUCGGCCUAGGUGAGUAUUAGAUUAGUAAGUUUGUAUUUCUUUGUCCUCUAAUAUUGCUACAAAUGCAAAGGAGUAUUGUACUAAAAGUUGAUUGGGUGAGUUCAGAAAAAGAAA